This is a messenger RNA of Dunckerocampus dactyliophorus (ringed pipefish), 671 nucleotides long. RefSeq names its product mitochondrial ribosomal protein L34 (gene mrpl34). Gene Ontology annotation, biological process: translation. Gene Ontology annotation, molecular function: structural constituent of ribosome. Lineage: Eukaryota; Metazoa; Chordata; Actinopteri; Syngnathiformes; Syngnathidae. The transcript is spliced from 2 exons. Bases 77 to 451 code for a protein of 124 amino acids. The record is from RefSeq and is a predicted model, not a curated record. Gene Ontology annotation, cellular component: mitochondrial large ribosomal subunit; ribosome.
UGUCACUUCCGGAAAGCCCUCAAAAGAAGACCUGUGACAUUCAACCUUCGCAUGCUGAACGGAGAAAAGUAUUAUAAUGAAUACGAUUAUGACAUCUUUUUCCCGUCUGAGAGGACUAGCACAUUUAAACAGCAUUUCAGCGGGAAACCUUGCAGUAAUUGGGAAUCCUCACCUCAGGUUAUUUAGCAACUGGCUCGCCCCCAGAGCUGCUGUGGAUUACCGGAUUUCAAGUAUAGGGCCGCAUUCUUCUCAAACUGAGGGUGCAGGCAUCUUCCAGCAGCUCCCGUGGCAACACCAGCAAGUUCGAACCAAGAAAAGAGGCACUGAGUAUCAGCCCAAAAACCUCAAACGCAAAAGGACCCACGGCUGGAUAAAGAGGCUCAGCACAAGAGGAGGUGUUGAGGUGCUCCUCCGCCGCAUGUUGAAGGGACGCAAAUCACUGUCACACUGAUCCCUGUUGGAAAGGAGGACUUUGAGAUGUAAACUUUACCAACUCUGGAGGUUUACUGGAAGCACUGAGGAACUUGUGUGGAAAAGAGAUACUAGGCGUGGGUUGGCUUCCCAAGUUCAUCCUUAAUGGGUGGGAGGGAUUGAAACUUUCAGAAACUGAGCCUUGAGAAUUAGGUAGUUUCUCUUUCACCAAGUUAUGUGUCGCCUUGUGUGAAUGAAAU